CACUAGAAGCAUUGGUAAGCGCAGCGUCGACAGCGUCAGCGGCAGUUUUCGUGGCUAUACCCUAAGAUCGUGUUUUUUUUCUCAGUUAUAGUUUACAAACUCUGUGCUCUCCGGUCAUAAGCUUCUCCAUACGCGAUUUACGUUCAGUCUUUCUUCAACGGUGUUCAGUCAUUUCGUGGUAAUGUAUCUAAAUUUCGUAAUUUAGCGUCCGUCGUGUCGUCGCUUUCGAGCUUUUUUAUUAUUUUCGCUUAAACAGUGAUUUUCGUAUAGUUUUUCCAUUGUUUUAAUUAUUUUUUCGCUAUAAUUUUUUUUUUCAAUUUUUUUCGAGUAUUUACGCGAAGUAUAUCUAUUGAAUUUUUUCGCUUCGUUUUUUUUUUCGUUUCCAUAUUCGCGCGUUAUUCUGCGUUCAUCUUUACAUCACCGGCGUAAUAUCGUACAUUUUAAAGGUUUGAACGAACCAUUUGGUGAUGCUUCUGGAGUACCCAUGCGCCAUGCAAAGGAAAACUCAUUAUUGGCGGAGAGAGGGAGAUUUAUAUAAUUAUGUUAUUCCUGUUGCCAUCGUAUUUUUUAUUUUUACCAGUAUCGUUUCUGCAGCGCCAACAUUUGAAAAUUCGUUACCACAAUCACAUUCCAGCGAAAUAGUGGAAUAUUUUUCCGAAAUAAAUGGAUGUUACUAUAACUUUCAACGUUACGAAGAAGGAGACCGUAUAGUAACCAACGAGCCAUGUUUGAACUGCACUUGUCACAACAGGAUGUUAAUGUGUUAUUUAAGAGUGUGUCCAUUCACAAAAGCCAUCGGACAAGACUGCACUAUUGAAAAGAAACCAGACCAAUGUUGUCCUAUCAUAACCUGCCCCGAAGUUCCUGUAAAAUUACUAACUAGCUCCACUACUUCUUCACCGGCGCCAAUUACGUCAACGACUGAAAUCGGAUUCCGAGAUAACUAUGGUUGCACUAUAAAUAAUAUUUUCUACGGAGAUGGCGCUCAGGUACCAUCAGAUGUGAACAAACCUUGCGAAUUAUGUUACUGUAUACGAAAUCGUACAGCAUGCGUAAUGCAAGAAUGCACCCUACACGUCGAAGGAUGCAGACCGAUAUUUAAACCCGGAGUAUGCUGUCCUGUCAGAUACGAAUGCGAUUACGACAGAGAAUACACGAGCACAUUUCGUCCGCAGACCACCGGCGGUUUAUUGAAAUCAACUACAUCGUCGCCUGUAGUCGAUUGUCAAUACGGAAAUAAAUAUUUCUCCGAUGGCGAGCUGAUAAAAACAGAGAAACCCUGCGAACAUUGUUAUUGCAUGAGAGGAGAUAUUGUAUGCGCUGUGCAAGACUGCGGGGAACCCCUUCGAGGCAAAGAUUGCAUACCGACGACGCCGCCACCCAAUAAAUGUUGCCCCAGUUCGUACGCUUGCGCAAAUGAAACGGCAACUAUCGAAGAUAUCACCAAAGUAUCCGACAUCGCUGGUACCACGUUUAUCCCAUCCGAUGGCGUAUUUGGUUCGUACGAUACGACAACUUUCCGUUAUAAAAACACGCCGGUGACACUUUCGCAAGAACAAGUUUACGAAAGAUUAGGCGAAAGUGAAAAAAAAACUCCCACGACGACUUCGCUUCCUGAAAAAAUACUCACUACUUUGAGUAGCUUGUUUUCGAAACACCCUUCGGAGGACAUUCAACUUGACGACGAAUCAGUGGACGCCAACGAACAUUCGUCGCCUCAGCCGAGCGCAUCGAGCGAGCCUUCCAAAGACGAUUCGGCGGUGACUGAGAAGCAAGACUCGAACGAAGAUGUAAAAACAACUCCAGCUAUUUUGGCCGAAGAUGUUACACCGGGAGCUUCGUUACCUAAAGCUUCUCAAGGUGUUAUUAUCAGCUCAACUCAGUACGAACCUACCACCUUGGCAUCGAUCAAAGAUAACGAAGAUAAUAUUACCAAAGAAGUAUUCACUAAAUCACCAUUAGACGAAAGCCACGAUAACGCCGCCGCUGCUACCGAAAUCACCACCGAGAAAAUCAAAUACGAAACGACGAAACUUAGCGAAAAAUACGAUACGACGAAAUUACCCGAAAAAGUCGAUACCGUUAGCGAGAAGUUGACCACACCUCGUGCCAGCUCGGGUGUGGUUGUGAGUGACGAAGCACAAGACGAAACGACCGAAAAAUUGGCUCCUGUCGAAGCCAUAACGACUGAAAAAAUCGGCGAAGAAAUCACCACCUCGCCAAAUUUGCCGUACUCGAAAUCUCCUAGCGAUUUGAACGACUCCAGUUCGCAAAAACAACCGGAUGAAAGUUCUUCCGAAUCGAUUAAAUUCCAAUCAACUACCAGGCAAUUCGAUAAAAAUGGCGUUUUGACCAAAGACCAAGAAACCACAAAAGCGCCCGAGGAAAGUUUACAAGCUACGACCAAAGUUCAAACCGACAACACCGAAGCACCUGCGCCUGUAGAACAACAAACCGAAACCUUCAACACAUUACCGCCUGAAAGCACCGCUUCGUUGCUGCAAAACAUCACUAAAAUUGUCAACAGCGUACAAAGUUCUCAGAAUAAUCAACCUUCCUAUCAAGUACCCGUCGCUGAAACGACCAGAGCUCCUGUUGCCAACGAUGGCGCUACUACCAUUGUCAGAGAAGAUAUUCCAGCAGCUACUGAGAAAGUGGCUGAAAUUUCGUCGUCUUCGUCGGCCACGACCACGUCCAAAGACGAAGUUGCGACUGUUGUACCUUCGGUUAUACCGGGCGAAGGUAGCUGUCUAGUUGAUGGAAUCACGUAUCCUAACACGUCCGUCAUUGAAUCAUACAAUCCGUGCCAUUCGAAAUGCAUAUGCCUUAGUAGUAUACCAACGUGUACUCUAAUUACGUGUGCGCCUCCGCCAAGUAAUCCGAACUGUAUGCCCAUACAAAUGAAGCCCGAAUCGUGCUGCCCAGUUUACAUUUGCAAUAAUGAAAAAGACCAACCCGGCCAAGUACCAUCAAGCGACAGUCAAAUAAUGCCCGAUGAACCCGAAGACGCCAACCAUUUGCACCACGACGACGAAACAACGACCAUAGUAAACAGCUACGAAAUUUCCACCAAAGCAUCCGAACCUAUCAAACCUCCUGCCUCCGAAAUAGUAACCGAAAAAAGCAAACCAGAAAACGAUAUCGCCGAUAACAAACCUCAAAACGACGCAGUCGAAAGCACCCCUCAAAACGACAUCAUCGACAGCAAACCUCAAGACGAUGUUGUUGAACAUAAACCUGAACCAGAAGUCGUUGAAAGUACUCCACACAGCGACCCUGCAGACCACCAGCCAGAACACGACGAUGGUUUCGAACACCCACCAGUAUUGGACGACAACGUCGAACAUAAACCGGAAAUCGAACCCAUUGAAUCGAAACCUACCCCUGCAAACGAGCAAGCUGAAGAUAAACCCGAACUUACGACCAUUGCAGUAAACGAUAAAAUCCAAAACGAAGUCGUCACCGAAAGUCAAAAAGUACAAGAAGAACACGUUACCGAAAACAACAUCAAAGAUAACUCCAUCCCUAAUAACGAAACACCCAAACCAGAAAUCGUUACCACCGAAAAGCAAUCUUUGAAUGAUAAAAUCGAUGAAGCUGUCACAGAAAACAUAAUCGCAGACGAUCAUACUACUGUAAAAACCUCAUCUAUCGUGGAAGAAAUCAGCACAGAAAGCGACAACGUACCUAAACCUACCACAAUCAAACAAAUAGAAGAGAAAUUCGGCAGCUCGUCCGAGUCUCCAACAACGUUAGCAGCAAUUAUCAACGAAAAUACCGAAAAACCAGCUCAACAGGAUGAUAACUCUGUCGAUCACGAUUCCCUACCUCAUCACGAUGAACAUCACGCUCCCGAAGACGAGCCCUCCUAUACAACUGCAGGUAGUCAAGAUAUCGUCACUGAAAAUCCUCCUGAUACGAAACCCGCGUCGACUUCUGAAAAAUACAACGACGCUGUCUCUCCUUCUGAAAACGACGUACCCCAUCACGACCAAGAAACGACGGAAGUUGAUAAAAUUACCACCACUGAGGGUAAUUCUGUCGUACAACCGAUUGCCGUUUCAACCGAGUCCAAAGAUGAAGUUCAAGGCUCAGUCACGGAAAUUACGCCAACCGAGGCUGGUGUUACUGCUCAGGUAGACGAAAAAAUAGACGUGAAUCCGACCACUUUACCAGAGAAAAUCGCAGAAGUGAACCCGACAACUUUGGCUGCGGAUAAAAUCGAACCUGUUCCUACUACUUUACCUCCUAAAGUAUCUGACGAGCAAAGCGACGCUGCCCACGACAACACUUACCCCAGCUCUUCAGCUGGCACCCUCGAUAACUCGGAAACUUCCGAAGAACCUGUUACCACCACCGAAUCGUCGGUAGCUGGCGAACCGCAAGUGACGACAGCUGGCACUUAUAGUUCGACUUCUGUCAACGAUGAAAUCAUCAAUACCGAAGUGCCUAAUGAAAUCACGACCAAAUUGUACGAAACUUACAGCAGCACAGAAGCUCAACCGGUAUUAACUGGAGAUAAUAAACAUCAAGAACCCGAAUCUCCGGCAACAACGAUUAGUGAUGAUCUCAGCAACGAAGUAAAUCCUUCCAUCGAUACAACAACAGCUGCCCAAAUUAUAAACGAUAAAAUUGCCACAGAAGGUGAAAGUACAAACGUUCCUGAUAUAACAUCUUCUAAACCAGCAGCCAACGAAUACACCAGCGAAUUGUAUUCUUCGCCUUCACCAACCACUAUUAAAGAUGUCGAAUCAGACGAAGUGAUCACUGAAAAAGAAUCUCAUGCUUCAGAACCACCAGCAGCAGCAGGCACAUAUAAUUUGCAGACAACCACCGCCGAAAGUGAACCAGCUGUUGCUGAAACUACAGAACCACCGAUCGUAGGCAAUGAACCUUACCAACCACCAUCAUCGUCGCCAUCGUAUGUCUCGGAAUCUACUUCUCAACAUGUCGAAGCCGAGGUUCAUACCGAAACCAAUGUGAUUGUGACUUCCGAACCACCAUCGUCGGAAAUCGUCACAACAAAUCCUCCUCCUUACGACGAAGUUAUCAAAGAUCACGAAGAAGCCGUUAAACCAAUCACGAUUUUACCGGAAAUAAACGAUUCUCCGGCUGUAACAGUUUUACCAUCUAAAACGACGUAUUCUACGUUACCGCCGAGUUUCCAAACCGAACCUAUCCCGACAGAUGCUCCGCUCGAAGAUCAUUCUCUCAACACUCCCUCCAGUCACGAUGUUCACGAACCUAUUCAACAAGGUGCCGAUGAAACAACCCCGAGUCACGAUAUUCAAGAACCUAUUCCACCAAAUGGCGCAGAUGAAACUGUAGAAAAAUUAGGCGGUCCAGUUACCGAACACUCGCCAGAACCAUUUGUACCUGAAAACCCGUCGCAGGAACCGAUCAACCCGCCAACUCCUACCAAAAAACAACCCUCGAACGAGUUAGGCCAAACUGAUCAUCAUUACACGCCGCAAUACGUUGAAACAUCCAGUGAAGUUACUCAAGCUCCAAUUCAACAUUCAACCUGGACUCGGAAACCGAUCAUAGAUGAGGAAACCUCGGAACCGAAUUAUUACCCUCCAGCGCCGAUGUACCCGACUGGUGGAGGCGAUGGAGGAUCUGAAGGUCCUAGCGAAGAAUCAGAGUACGAAGACGGUUCCGCUUUCGGUACCGGAACCUGUCGAUAUGGCGGCAAAAUCUACGUAUCGGCGCAACAAAUACCUCGCGAAGAUCCUUGCGACUUCUGCUUCUGUUUCCGCAGCGAUAUAAUUUGUCUGCAGCAGAGUUGCCCUCCGCCUAUUCAGGGCUGUCGCCAGGAAACGAUAAGCGGUUUUUGCUGCCCGCGUUACGAGUGCCCGGUCGCCUCAGCCUUGGCCUUGGCCUAUAACGCAUCUACCACCACAUCUACCACUACUACGUCAACUACCACCACUGCACAACCACAUUUCACCUUAGAAUCUUACCGUAGUCACGCUAGAAAAGUUGGAUGUAUGAUUCACGGGUACUUUUACAAAGUCGGAGAAGAUAUUGCCAUCGCGUCUGGUCCAUGUUUAGAAUGCAUAUGUGGUUCCGACGGCCGUAUGAAAUGUGAUCCGAAAUCAUGUAGUCCGGAACCUUUCGUAAGAAGUUUCAUAGGAGAAGCUAUGUCCAAGAGAUGAAUUUCGUAUUCGUAAAAGUGCGUUAGUGCCACAUUUUUAAAUUUAUAUUUGCAGAAGGCGUGUGACUAAUUUGUGCUCAACAAGUAUUUUAUGUAAUUGCCUUAAUGGCGAAAGUUUACAAGAAAACGACUUUCUUGCCUUUUUUUUCUCUUUUCUUUAUUGUGCGCGACAGUUAAGUAGCAAAUCUUGCCUAUCUUUUUUUUUGUCCAUCAUGCCAUAAUUCAUUUUUUAAACAUAAUUUUAUGUUUUAGUUUAAACGAAGCAUUUAUUUUUUAUGUGAUGUAUGUCUAAAACUUUAUCAAAUUAUGUUUUAAACAUGUUUAAUAUUUUAAAGUUUCGUAUCCGUUUCUCGGACAAAAAAAAAACCAUUCGCAAUAGGUACUUGAAAAAUAUUCCAGCGCAAUUCCUACACUAUUCUUCCAUUAUAGGUAUUAUCAAUAUGCAAAAGUAUGAAUUUCUGCAACGCAUUCAAAAUUUACUCAACUAUUUCGAAUUAAACUAGUCAUUGAAACCCGUUUUUUAUAUUAUUAAUUUUUUUAAAUAUAUAAUUAAGUUCAGCGUUUGAAGAAUGCAUUUAAAAAAAAAAUACCUUAAGUACCUUUUACGUUUUUUCUUGUGUAUUUAUGUAUUUUAGUAUUGGCAAUGAAACUCAUCUAUCUCCAUUACCAUAAGUUGUGUUGAAUCUCUUUCAUACUCUUUUUUUUUCUUUUUCUUUUAAAUAUACUUAGAGAACUUUGUCGUUAAAUUAGGCAAAUUCUGAUUGAACCACCGUUGAUGUGCGGUAUACAUGAAAUGAUUUUUUUUUUUCGCUUUGUAUGUGUAUUAUAAAAGUAUGUUUUAGUAUUUUUAUCAUUAUCUUCUGAUAUCUUGGUCGUUUGACAGAUAGAAACAUUUUGGCAUAGUUUAUUUAUUUAUUUUUUUAUAUCGUUUCUGUCUCUUGAAUACCAAGAUUUGUCGAGUUCAAUUAUGAUAAUUUUGUAUCGUAUUAAUGUCUUAAGGUUUUUCGAGUAUGUAUUUUUUAAAUACUUUUAGUUUAGAACGUUGUAGAUAAAGUGGUAUUUAUUUACAUUUUCUGUAAGAUCUUUUUUCUUCUUUUUUUUUCUUUUCUUUUUUUUUCAUCUUAUGAAAUAAGAAAUAAUUUGUGAUUUAGAAAAAUGAAUUAAGUAUAUUUUCUACGAUUGAUUUUUUUUCUUCAUCGAUUUCUCAGUUUCGUACAAAAUUAUCUGAAUAAAAAAUUUUAAUAGA
Molecule: messenger RNA, 7403 nt
Organism: Planococcus citri (citrus mealybug)
Lineage: Eukaryota; Metazoa; Arthropoda; Insecta; Hemiptera; Pseudococcidae
Product: mucin-12-like
Exons: 10
Coding region: 468-6158 (1896 amino acids)
Molecular function (GO): protein binding
Source: RefSeq, a predicted model, not a curated record